Nematolebias whitei (Rio pearlfish) is the source of this 1326-nucleotide messenger RNA. RefSeq names its product neurocalcin delta b (gene ncaldb). Gene Ontology annotation, biological process: calcium-mediated signaling. The record is from RefSeq and is a predicted model, not a curated record. Gene Ontology annotation, cellular component: cytosol. Lineage: Eukaryota; Metazoa; Chordata; Actinopteri; Cyprinodontiformes; Rivulidae. Gene Ontology annotation, molecular function: actin binding; tubulin binding; calcium ion binding. Bases 234 to 812 code for a protein of 192 amino acids. The transcript has 4 exons.
GAGCAGCGGUUCAGGAAACUGCUUUCUGGAGUUUGGACUGCGAGCAAGCCGGGAAUUUCAGCUCCUGCUCGGUUUCUCUGAAACUUUUUACCGCCCUCCGCCCUUUUGACACGAGGUAAUGGACUGUUAAGGAGACCUUUUGAUUAAACUCCCCUCUCCGACAGCAACAGAAAAAGCGAGCAGUCUGAAGCGCCGCUGCCCUCACUUCGACCACAGCCACAACAGAAGCCACGAUGGGCAAACAGAACAGCAAACUUCGUCCCGACGUCAUGCAGGACCUGAUGGACAACACGGACUUCACCGAACACGAGAUCACCGAGUGGUACAAGGGUUUCCUGCGGGACUGCCCCAGCGGCGCUCUCACCAUGGAGGAGUUCAAGAAGAUCUACGCCAACUUCUUCCCAUACGGCGACGCCUCCAAGUUCGCCGAACACGUCUUCCGCACAUUUGACGCCAACGGAGACGGGACCAUAGACUUCAGGGAGUUCAUCAUCGCCCUCAGUGUCACCUCACGCGGCCGGCUGGACCAGAAGCUGAAGUGGGCGUUCUGCAUGUACGACCUGGAUGGGAACGGAUACAUUAGCAAGGCAGAGAUGCUGGAGAUUGUAACGGCCAUUUACAAGAUGGUUUCCUCUGUGAUGAAAAUGCCCGAGGACGAAUCCACACCUGAGAAACGCACAGAUAAGAUCUUCAGGCAGAUGGACACAAAUCGAGAUGGUAAGCUGUCUCUUGAGGAGUUCGUCGAGGGAGCAAAGAACGACCCCUCCAUUGUGCGACUGCUGCAGUGUGAUCCCAGCAGUGCUGGGCAGUAGGAACCAGGACUCUUCUCACAUAAAUUGGCGCAUUUAAAAAAAAAAAAAAAAAAAAUCUCAUCUAACCCACCUGAGAUCCGUUGACAUUUGACACGUUGACUUAUAGAGGCCCAUGAAUGUGAAAUGCACACAGCUGCACAUACGGCUCAUACUGAAGCCCGACGUAAUCCUAUAGCUGCACCGUUCAUGCGCCUCUAUGUCUGGUCAAAGGCUCCGCACAAACACGGGUCUCCUGCUCGGUGCAAGUAUGACUCGAAGGACUGAAGUCCCAUCAAAGACUUGUUGAUAUCAAAGCUGUCCCCGCGCUGCGCGAGACAGCCAGUGAGGAUAAUCUAGCUAUCUGGCGAGGUGCGACGAGGCAUACCCAAGUUAGCUUUUUUUAAAUUUUAUUUUAUUUCUAAGCAUAAUUCUCUAUUUAAAGUGAAUCGUGCUCGUGUCGUCUUUGCGACUGAUUGUUGUUGCUGAGGGAUGACCAGCAGGUCUUGAAGUAUUUCAUCGUCAACACUGGAAAAUA